AUGACUACAUAUGAACAUGAAAAAGUCAAAGGUAACUCCUUUUUCCAAGAAGGUAAUUAUAUCAAGGCUAUUGAAUGUUAUAAUGAUUGCAUUCUUAUAGAUCCGGACGAACCAGUUGCUUAUAGUAAUAAGGCAAUGUCCUUAAUAAAACUAGGGGAAAACGAGAAAGCUAUAAGAGUUUGUAAUGUAGCAUUAACCAAAAUUGAUCCUGACAAGCAACUACAUGAGGCAAUUGGUCGCAAAAUCAAGUAUAGGAUCAAUGUGGCAAAAGAUGCAAUUGAUAAAGCAAAGCAAACACUACAAGUACAAACUAAUGGAUCAUUCAAUAAUAUUACUAUUCAAGAGGUGGACCAACUUCCCGGAGAAUUCGUUGGAUUAUGA
Molecule: messenger RNA, 381 nt
Organism: Maudiozyma barnettii
Lineage: Eukaryota; Fungi; Ascomycota; Saccharomycetes; Saccharomycetales; Saccharomycetaceae
Gene: TAH1
Product: Tah1p
Exons: 1
Coding region: 1-381 (126 amino acids)
Molecular function (GO): protein binding
Source: RefSeq, a predicted model, not a curated record